AUGGCGCCCGUCAUCCUCUCGAUGGACGUCCACUGCCACGGCUGCGCGAAGAAGAUCCGGAAAGCCAUCAUGAAACUGCCCGGGGUGGAUAGCGUGACUUUCGGGACUGGGCUCGUGCUGAUCGAGGGCACGGCCGACCCGGCGGUGCUCAGGUCGCGGCUCCAAGACAAGACCGGGAAGGCCGUCAACGUCGUGAGCAACGGCGUGGAGGACGGUGAGGCGGCCAGCGGCGGUGGCCGCGUCAACGGCCACGCUUCUCCGCCGCCUCGGGCACCCAUCAUCCUAGAGAUGGAACUGCAUUGUAGGUCCUGCGCUAAGAAGGUUGAGAAGCGAGUGAUGCAGAUCCCAGGCGUGGACACGGUGACGACGGACGUGGUGGCGAGACGGGUGGAGGUCACCGGGACGGCCGACGCCUCGGCGGUGGCCACGAGCCUCCAGGUCAGGACGAGGAGUUCCGUCAGAGUUGUCAGUGACUCCCGGAGGUUGGACUUCCCGGCAGGAUACGACCACGAGCAGCGGAAGGCGGUCGCAGCAUGGGCGGCCGCACAGCAGAUGUAUGGGGAGCCGCGGGAGGCGGCUACCGAUCCCAGUGGCGCCUCGUCAUCUGCGCCCCUACCAGUGGCACCUUGCUGCAGGCGCCGGCGAGGACGACGUCCCCGUGCGCCAGCCCCAUCUCCACCCGUUCAACCGGGAAGCAGCAGCAACCGGCUUCCGUCGCCGCCAUUGCAGUCGUACGGUGCCCCUGCACCGCAGGCUGCUGGGGCUGGCUACUACUAUCCAGCACUAGGAAUGUACGGUGGUCAAUACUGGGCGGCGGCGCUCUCCCAACCGCCGGUCGGCUUCUAUACGGGUCAAUGGCCGGCGUACCCACCACCGGAGGGCUAUCCGUGGCAAGGAGGUGAAGUGUACGGCGGCCAACAGAUGUGGGCUCCCUGCCAGCAGGACGAGAACCCCCACAUUUGCCGCGUCCAGUGA
Miscanthus lutarioriparius is the source of this 975-nucleotide messenger RNA. The record is from the annotation of a GenBank genome assembly. NCBI's taxonomy places the organism in Eukaryota, Viridiplantae, Streptophyta, Magnoliopsida, Poales, Poaceae.